GUCAUGAAGACACCUUAGCAACUUGAUCGAUGCCUACCACAAAGAAUCAACAAUAAAAUAGAAAUACAAUUAAGGGGACAAUAUUAUUAUAUUAAUGUUAAAAUUGAGAAAGAAAUAUACAGGAUGGCAGAAAAUACAAAUAAUUCGUAUGACAUUAACGGACAGCAUUUCAAUUCGGAUAUGUACUUUCAAAAGUUAUUAAAAGAAUGCACACUGAAGCAAAUUAUGGAUCACGAAGCUGAGAUUAUAAGGAAUACUCAAACUUUGCAUUCGGACAUGCAGACUUUAGUAUAUGAGAAUUAUAAUAAAUUUAUAUCUGCCACUGAUACUAUUCGCAAGAUGAAAACAGAUUUCAAGGAAAUGGAGGACAGCAUGGACUCAUUGGCAAAAAAUAUGGACAGUAUCACUUCCUUUUCAGAACAGAUCUCUUCGACCUUGCAUGGAACCAGACAACAAAUUGCCAAACUAUCUUCUGUACAUACUCUAUUAAAGAAACUUCAGUUUCUCUUCAAGUUGCCUGGCAAUCUCAAAGAGAGAAUGAACGAGGGGAAUUAUGCACAGGCGGUUAAGGAUUAUGUCCAUGCACAGAGAGUACUGAACCAAUAUGGCAAUAUGCCAUCGUUCCAAGGCAUUCAGAAAGAUUGCGAGGACAUUUUGGAGGAGCUGAAAUCCAAAUUGAGACAACAAUUUCACAAGAGGGACGCCUCCACUAAAUCUUUAGCAGAGAACGUCGAUCUGCUGUUGCGACUGAAGGAACCAGUCGACUCUCUGUGCACCGAGUUCCUCGUGCACGCUGAAGGAAGAUUGACAGAACAGUUGGAAAUAUUGAAGGAUAUGUGCGAGAAAGACAUCAUUGAGUUCAUAGAUAUGGCGAAUUCGGGAUUUCUCAACGACUUGUGUCUCAUUGUAUCUUCUUACAAUGACAUGUUUAUAAAUCGAUCGCUAGAUGAUAACGAUUUGGCCGAUGAUUUUGACACAAAGGCUAUUAGUCAUGUGAACAAUUUUGUCGUGAGGAAUAUGACGAAAUAUUUUGAUCUGGUGGGCAAAAGGGUGGAAGAUGUAGCGGAUACAGCGAUCUUGGUGAGGGCCCUUGAUCGUUUCCAUCGAAAGCUACAGGCAAUGAAUAUGUUGUGCAAGGAUAUGGAUUUUUCCAAAAUUGGCACUGAUAUCGUCGUGAGUGCCGGUCGGAAGCAAUGUCGUAGCCACUUGCACUGUCUGAAGCAACACUUGAGCGAGACAUUGGCCAAGGUCAGGCAGACCUUGGCUACUAAAGUCAUGCAGGACAACGACGGUGGUCUGGCAGAGCUGCAGGCUAUGCUCAUCAUGCCUACCAUAGAAAAAGUCAAAGGGGUUCUGCAAGAUUUAUUGGUCUUCCUGGAGUCCGACUUAUCGUUCGGCCUGAAGACUCAGUUCCUACAGAGCUUCUGCGUGGACGAAGUGAGAGAGGGAUUGGUCGUAGGUUUUCUACAUCAUCUCACGGUUACGGCUGCUGGAUUCUGCAAUGGAUCCGACGUGCCGAAAUUUCCGCCUACUCUUCUGCUUCUGCUCAGUAAAAUGUGCAUCGAAUACAAAGAGAGCAACGUGCGAUACUUGCUCGCGACAACGGACGAACUCUUCAGCAUCGAAGAAUACACGUCGUCGGAAAACAUCGUCACUACGGGAUCGGAGAUGUGCGACUGCUUUCAGGAUGCGGCGCAGAGUUUGCUGAACCACUACGUGCGAAUUCAGGGUCUGACAGUGUCGCAAAUGUUGAGGAAGUCCGUGGAAACGAGGGAUUGGUUGCACACGAUCGAGCCCAGAACCGUGAGAGCCGUGAUGAAGAGGGUGGUCGAGGACGUGACGGCGAUCGAUUCGCAGGUCGCCGCCUUGUAUGACGAUAAUGAGGGUCAAGUUGACAGGAGCAGCGACAGCAGCAGGAAAACUCACAGUGUCAGCGUGUCGAGGCACCACUACAGAUCCAACUGGUCAUCGUACACGCCCAGCCACAUCGAUUCCUCGCUGGUGACGAACAUCCACAAACUAUUCUCCGAACGGAUCGAGAUCUUCUCAUCCGUGCAAUUCAACAAGGCGUCCAUUUUGACCGGUAUCAUCAAGAUAAGCCUAAAGACUUUUCUCGAAUGUGUGAGGCUACGAACGUUCAGCAAGUACGGUUUGCAGCAGAUCCAGGUGGACACACAUUAUCUGCAGCUUUACCUGUGGAGAUUUGUUUCCGACGAGAAUGUGGUGCACUUUCUGCUGGAUGAGAUUCUGAGCAGUGCGGUACACCGAUGCCUGGAACCGGUUCUAAUGGAGCCCAGUGUAGUGGAUAUUAUUUGCGAAGGAGGCUAAAUUAUUAUAUGUAUGAUCAUUAUAAAUAAUUUUGUAAUUAUUAUUUUUUUAUGAAUAAUUAACUUUUAAACUGAUAUAAGAUUAUUAUAAGCAAAUUCGGAAUUAUUACUUACUAUAAAUAAGACAAAUGUUUUUGUGCAAUAAAAUAAAUAUUAGCAUUAUCAAAC
Dinoponera quadriceps is the source of this 2495-nucleotide messenger RNA. RefSeq names its product vacuolar protein sorting-associated protein 51 homolog (gene Vps51). The coding region runs from base 124 to 2328 and encodes 734 amino acids. Lineage: Eukaryota; Metazoa; Arthropoda; Insecta; Hymenoptera; Formicidae. The record is from RefSeq and is a predicted model, not a curated record. Gene Ontology annotation, cellular component: EARP complex; GARP complex; membrane. The transcript is spliced from 11 exons. Gene Ontology annotation, biological process: Golgi vesicle transport; retrograde transport, endosome to Golgi; lysosomal transport.